This is a messenger RNA of Metarhizium brunneum ARSEF 3297, 915 nucleotides long. The record is from RefSeq and is a predicted model, not a curated record. NCBI's taxonomy places the organism in Eukaryota, Fungi, Ascomycota, Sordariomycetes, Hypocreales, Clavicipitaceae.
AUGCCACUUCGUCUCGCUGCAGGUCGCGCGCUCGCGGCCCAACCACUAACUCUGCACGGCGCAUCCGCCACCGCUCACCUGCGCCGGUUCCACGCCUCCCUCACCAGAGCAUCCGACUUUGCCAAGCAGAAUCACUACGAGCGCCUGGGCAUCCACCACGAUGCCUCGCCCGGCGAAAUCAAAAAGUCCUUCUACUUGCUCUCCAAGUCGCACCACCCGGACGUGAACCCGGCGCCCGGCGCCGCCCAAAACUUCUCCCUCCUCUCCGAAGCCUACAACGUCCUCUCCGACGCCUCCCGCCGCGCCCAGUACGACCGCGACGUCCUGCGCCUGCACCACCCGCAUCAUCACCACCACCACGCCUCCCCGCCCGCCGGCUCCUACCACAGCACCACCGCCCACCAGCACCAGCACCAGCACCAGCACCACGCCGGCGGCCGCCCGCCCUCGGGUCUCUCCAAGCGCAGAGGGACCUUCCGCGGCCCCCCGCCGAGCUUCUACAGGAGCGGCGGCUGGGGCGCGCACGCCGACAAGAGGCGCCAGGCCCACGAGGAGUCUACCGCUACCUCUACCUCCUCGUCGGCGCGGGGAGACCCCUGGAAGCACUUCCACCAGGCGCCGGGCCAGGCGCAGGGCGGCAUGGGCCCCGGGUCCAGCCCCUUCGGCGCGGGCAGGCCCGACGACGACGUGCCGCACUUUGACAGGCGGGCUCACGCGCGGACGCACCAGCGGCAGGACGAGCGGCGGCACGAGCGCCGCCGGGCCAUGGGCGACGACGACGUCGAGUUUGAGCCGCAGACCAGUCUGGCGGGGCACUUCUUCAUCAUCAUGGGCAUCCUGGCGGCGACCAUGGUGGCGCCCCUUGUUUACUUGCAGUUUAUGCGGCUGGGGAGGAGGAACAGGGACGGCGUGUGA